Molecule: messenger RNA, 3463 nt
Organism: Vidua chalybeata
Lineage: Eukaryota; Metazoa; Chordata; Aves; Passeriformes; Viduidae
Gene: MIGA1
Product: mitoguardin 1
Exons: 16
Coding region: 136-1956 (606 amino acids)
Biological process (GO): mitochondrial fusion
Source: RefSeq, a predicted model, not a curated record
CUCUGCCGGAAGCGGAUCCCGCCGGUCUCCGGGCAGCGCCGGGGCCGGAGCAGAGAGAGCUGCCCGCGCCCCGGUGCACGGCGGGCAGAGUAUUCCGGAGACCAUCUGUGAUUGUUUUCAAGAUAGUUUUGCUUAAUGAGGUAUGGGAGAGAAGGAGCCAUGUCAGAAGAAGCUGUUACUGAGACACGAUUUUCUCUGAAGACAGUAGCUUUACGGGUGUUUAAUCUUCCCCUUUCCUGGUAUUAUUCCCUUAACCAGAUAAAGCUUUCCCCGGGGUUAAAGAAACUUUUCACAGUAACAGCAGUGAGUGCAAUAUCUGUGAUUUUUCUGGCCCAUCACUUUAAAAGAAGACGUGGAAAGAAAAACAAGAAAGUGCCACCAUGGGAACCAGCUCAUCUCGUAUUAGAGUGUACCAAAGCAGCUGCUUCAGAAAAAGGUUCUAGUUGUUCCAGUAGUCGACAAAACUUGACUCUUUCUCUGAGCUCUGCCAAGGAAAAAGGAUCUCAGUCCUGUAUCUAUGCAAAUGGAGGACUUUUCAGUAAAUACUCUGGUUCAGUUCAGAGCCUGACCUCGGUUCAGAGUGCCACCUCUUGUCACAGUUGUGCUUGUGCCAAUUCUAAUUCCUGGGAUAAAGCAGAUGAAGAUGACCUCAAGCUUGUCAAUAUUCCAGUGACUACACCUGAAAAUUUGUAUUUGAUGGGGAUGGAGCUGUUUGAAGAAGCACUGAGGCGCUGGGAGCAGGCGCUAACUUUUCGUAACAGGCAAGUUGAAGAUGAAGCAAUCUGUGGUUCCAUUAAGCUGGGAGCAGGAGAUGCAAUUGCAGAAGAAAGUGUAGAAGAUAUCAUUAGUGCUGAAUUCAUUCAUAAGCUUGAAUCUCUUCUUCAAAGAGCUUAUCGUCUUCAGGAAGAGUUUGAAGCCACCCUUGGGGUCUCUGAUCCUGCUGCUCUAGCAGAUAAAAACACAGACAUUACUGUGAAGGAUAAUGCGGAUGAUUUCUGCCUUCGAGAUACAUUAAGCAUUGCAUCCACGGAUUCCUUUGUUUCCACAGCUGAGCUUUCAGAGCACAGAGAGAUUCGUAGCACGUAUGGUCUGGAUUCCCUUUGCCACUGCCCCCUGUAUGAAGAAGCCAUGCACUUAGCAGAAGAAGGCAAAAUUUAUUCACGGGUGUUAAGGACUGAAAUGUUUGAAUGUCUAGGAGACAGUGACUUCCUUGCUAAGCUUCAUUGUAUUCGACAAGCUUUUCAGAUAAUUCUUUCAGAAACAUCAAACAGAAUAUUUCUUGCUGAAAGUGGAAGAAAAAUUUUGUCUGCUUUAAUUGUGAAAGCACGAAAGAAUCCAAAGAAAUUUGAAGAUGUCUUUGAUGAAAUGAUACAUUUUUUGGAACAAACAGAUCACUGGGAUAAUACUGAAAUGGAACUUGCUGCUAGAGGAGUGAAAAAUCUGAAUUUUUAUGAUGUUGUUCUGGACUUCAUAUUAAUGGAUUCAUUUGAAGAUUUAGAAAAUCCACCAAUAUCUAUACAGAAUGUAGUAAAUAACCGCUGGUUAAAUUCCUCCUUUAAAGAAACUGCUGUGGCUUCAAGUUGUUGGUCAGUACUGAAGCAAAAAAGACAGCAAAUGAAGGUGCCUGAUGGAUUUUUUGCACAUUUCUAUGCUAUAUGUGAACAUAUCAGUCCUGUUUUGGCCUGGGGCUUUUUGGGCCCUAGAAAUUCCCUGUAUGAUCUAUGCUGCUUCUUCAAGGAUCAAGUGCUUUUCUUCCUCAAAGACAUUUUUGAUUUUGAAAAGGUGAGAUACUCAACUAUGGAGAGCCUGGCUGAAGACCUCACGCAGCUGCUGAUCCGGCACACGGAGCUGCUGCUGGCCUAUCUUGGGGCAGACUCACUGAGACACGUUGGGGCCUGUGUCAGUGGCCACAGGCCUGUCUUGACCAGUGGGCUCCUGGAAGCAAAAGUACAGUAAGCUUAAAAUCCCUGGCAAAUGACAGGGAGUGCACACAGAUGUGCUCUUUUCCACCCUUUUCUCUAGUGCUAAAGCUACUGUGGCUGUUACUGAGCAAGCAUCUGGGAAUGCAUCGUGUUGCUAAGUAUGGAAAAGGACUCAGGGAGGUUAAAUGUACAUCUGUGAGAAGAACUGGGGAGCGUAUUACUGUAUAUACCUAAAUUAAUUUUGCAGCUCAGCUGUCGCUGUAUUUAUAUUUCAUGUAUCCCAAAGCUCUUUUCUGUAAUAUUUGGGUAAAGUUUAUUUAUGAAAUACUGUACUUUUGCACAAAUAAUUCGUAAGUGAAGCUGAUGGAGUUGUUUCCUUUAAAAGCUUAUAGUACAAAAUGUUCAUUGCAGAGUCUCCAAAUCAUUAGGUGUCUAGAUCUAGGAGGUGUUUUGACUGGGGUGUCUGCAGUCUCUGAUUCAUGUGACACGUGCAAUAAAGUAAUCACAGGCACAGAACUGAACAUGUCGCCCCUGCCCCAGAAUUCCAUUUGUGUGGGUGUAAGCAGCCAUUUUGUACUACAGAGUGAUGGAGCAGUGCAGGAAAUGCAAGCACCAUUUGGGCAGGAAUGACUGCCAGUAUGCAAUUUUUACUUUAUUUUGAUUUAAAAUAUCUAAAUAUCACUAAGGUGUUUUAAAGUACUUCUUUAUAUUUGAAAAGCUAUACUAGCUUCAACAAUUAAUUUUAAACUUCCUUGUUCUAAAACCAUUACUACUCAAUAUGGUGGUAAAUGAACCAAUGUUAUUUUCAGUUCAUAUGUAGCAUUUCAAAAUAUAUUUUUAAAUAUGUAUGUAUUAUAAGAUUUAUUAAUCAUGAAACAGAAUUGAAGGCAGUGUUUUAUAAUUUAAUAACUUGUGUCUUCCUCCCUUCUUUGUGGGAAGUCAGGUGUCUGUUUAAGAGGAGAUUUAUGCAGUUGUGGCCAUCUGUGUGCAGUGUAAAACUGUGGCCAUGGAACCCUGAACUUCAGACAGGAGCACAGCACCUUCAGAAGGCAUGAGGCACCUUCCAGAAUGGCUCUUCCUGUUCCAGAGGUGAUAAAUAAUGAUGAGCUGUAAUCUUUGAAUUUCUGUCAACUGAAGCAAUGCUUCACAGUUAGUUUAGGCUCUAAACUGCACUUACAUGCCUUUGCCACACAAAGCCAGCCCACAAGAAUCUAUCCCAUGUCAAGAAAUAUGGAGUAAUUCCAAAUACUCAGAUAUUUGAGAAGCAUAUUGUUAAAAUCUGGAAUAUCAAAACAAACUUUGACUAGAAACAUUUCAACUUUCAUGUCAAACACAACCCAAAAGGAUGCUAUUCAAAAGGAGGGCCUCUGCUCUGUAAUUCAUAGAUUUUACUCCAUUUUACUCCUUUGUUGUACUCAUUUGAUAAAUACAAAAAUGAUGAAAAUGUGUCAUAUUACUUGUGUGAAAUGCCAACUGAUGAUAGUUUAUUUAACAAAAAAGAGUAUACUCUAUAUGUAAUAAAACAGAAAUUCCAAAUGCUA